GGCCCCGAGUGUCCCUUCCCCGACGUCCGCGAAGCCCUCCCGUCACGAUCAUAUGACGGAAGGCGAUUCCACUCAUUCGCGGAACUCAAGUCGGAGAAGAGUACGUGUCGUUCGAGCUGCGUCAAGAAAGAGAGAGGAGGAAAAGCUGUUUGACUAGUGGCCAUUGAAUUUGGUGUUUUAGCGAUUCAUUGACAACACAGCAUGGAUCAAAAGCCACCACCUUAUAAUCCAGCGAUGGGCCCUCCCCCACCGGGACCCCCUCCUCCAUACCAGCCUAUGCCACCCCCUCCACCAGCAACGCAGAUUGGAUUCGUUGGUGCUACCCCAGGUGCUAGCACGACCAUCAUCACCACACAACAGCCGACUUACGGAAGCAUCCCUGUAGUGGUCCAUCCCGUGCAGGGGGCAGAUGUUAUUGUCGUUGGAGGAUGCCCAGCUUGUAGGGUGGGUGUGCUAAGCGAAGACUUCACUCUGGCUGGUCUCUGUUGUGCUUUCUGGUUCUUCCCCAUCGGCAUCCUGUGCUGCCUAGCCAUGAGGGAACGACGGUGCAGCAACUGUGGAGCGUGCUUCUCUUAGUAUUUGAAAAGUUUGCCCACACACCUUUUUUUAAUUGUUUUUCUUGUUCUUGGGAAAGCAUAGAGUGGGAAGCACAACAUUUACACAAGAGUUUCUCACCAAAUUGGGCAAGGUUGUAUUGCUUUAUAGUGGUGCUUGCAGCCAUGUUCUCCGUUAUUAGGAGCAGACACUUAGUGAGAUAUUGCGAGGCAAAUGAAGAGGAUAUGCAAGCAUAGCCUCCAUAAGAUAUUUUGGUUACCAUCUACUUUUGGAUGUGAAUCUAGAUUUUUUUUAUCUUGUGUAUAUGUCAUGUAACUUUUCAAAAAACUGCAGCCUAUACUCAGCAUUAUCAAGGAGGGGAGGGGACAACCCACUCCCACAAGUGUCUGCUCCUCUUUGUUGUAGGAAAACAACAAAAAUAUAGACUUGUUUUCUGUAUUCGGUUUUAAUUGAAAAUAGUUAGAUUUGUAUUAU
Molecule: messenger RNA, 1029 nt
Organism: Penaeus indicus
Lineage: Eukaryota; Metazoa; Arthropoda; Malacostraca; Decapoda; Penaeidae
Product: membrane protein BRI3-like
Exons: 4
Coding region: 202-576 (124 amino acids)
Source: RefSeq, a predicted model, not a curated record